UCGGGAAGAUCCAUCCCUCCCCUUGUGCUGUUGUGCGUAUAUACAAACGCAUCACCCGAUCCUUGGACCUCCCGUCCCGACCGUCCACCCCCCCUCGAAGUAAUCGACCGCGAAAGAAUCGAGCCGCCGAGGGGCGAGCGAGAGCAGCGUCGUCGGCGGCAUGGGUCUGCAGGAGGAGUUUGAGGAGCACGCCGAGAAGGCCAAGACCUUGCCUGAGUCUACCACGAAUGCGAACAAGCUGAUCCUCUACGGGCUCUACAAGCAGGCAACAGUUGGUGAUGUCAACACUGGGCGUCCUGGCAUCUUCAACAUGAAAGACAGAGCCAAAUGGGAUGCUUGGAAGGCUGUUGAAGGGAAAUCCAAGGAGGAAGCCAUGAGCGAUUACAUCACCAAGGUGAAGCAGCUGCUGGAGGAGGCUGGUGCAUCCACCUCCUAGGCUAUGGAAACACCAUCAUCCGUAGUGCUGCGUACAUAGUUAUGUUAUUAUGCAUGAAUAAGUAAUAAGAUUGUUAUCUGCCAGAUGGCGCUUAUGAUGUCAUCUGUACAUGUAACUGUUCGUCGUCAUUGAUGUUCAGCGUCGUUUAUAAGGCUGUAAAACUCUUGUGAAAACACAUGGAUGCUACCUCAGCUCAUCACUGUAUGGAUCUUCAUCUCUGUUAAACUGGCAGCCACAUUUGCAGCCAUGUUUCUGCAGGAACCAUUGAAUAAUCUGCUGCACAAGUUCAGGAUGUGGUCCUCUUCACA
Molecule: messenger RNA, 744 nt
Organism: Setaria italica (foxtail millet)
Lineage: Eukaryota; Viridiplantae; Streptophyta; Magnoliopsida; Poales; Poaceae
Product: acyl-CoA-binding protein
Exons: 4
Coding region: 161-436 (91 amino acids)
Biological process (GO): fatty acid metabolic process
Molecular function (GO): fatty-acyl-CoA binding
Source: RefSeq, a predicted model, not a curated record